Messenger RNA from Hymenoscyphus albidus, 1981 nucleotides. The record is from the annotation of a GenBank genome assembly. Lineage: Eukaryota; Fungi; Ascomycota; Leotiomycetes; Helotiales; Helotiaceae.
AUGAGAUUUGCUACCCGGCUCUGUCUUGCGGCAUAUGUCGUUUCUGUCAUAUCUCUGGUCGUUGAGCGACAUGUGGCUCCACAGAUGGAUCCAUACAUUGUUACCAAGGCCACUCUGUUAGAGAAACCAGAAGAAAGAUCCAUCGAUACUGACGCAGCAAUUGAUGUUGGUGAUGAUGUUGUCCGCCUUGAAAAAAGAUCAGAUCAUCUGGGAACCUUUGAUUUGAAUACUGAAAUCCCAAAGGACAAAGUUAUGCUUGACAUGUACGCAUGUUACUAUUCGUCCCACAUUUUGUUGACAUGAAGCUAAUUUUCUAUCUAGCUAUGUAGAUGCUACGGGCCAAAAAAAGGAGGGCGAAGAUAACAAAUUUGACCCAACAACAGGAGUCACCUUUCAAAUAAAUGUUGCCUGCGUCUCCUGCUCUAUCUCUGGCUCCGUCAAUCUCAGUACUGACGGAUUGAAAAUUGGAGAGGUGGAUUUAAAAGAUCUCUUCACGACUACUAUUGGUGACAUGAAGGACGUGAUUGAUAUACCUUUAGUAGUCAGUUUUAAGGAUCUUAGCGUGCAUAUUGAACUCAAGAUCACAUUUGCCGUUGGUGGGCUUUAUGUCAUCCCAAUUUGGGGAGGGAAAUUCCCAAAAUCCAAAAUCCCAGGUAUGAAGAAAAAUUUGGUUGUCGAGGUUGACUUAGAAUUGUCAUUGGACUUGAUAUUUCACGGGAGUGCGGCUAUUAACUUCCAGGGGGGAUUCGAUAUCAAAUUUCCUAAUGGUCUCAAUUAUAUCAUCGAUGUCGUUGGCGGCGAAAUGAUAGAAUUGUGGUCGUAAGUAAACUCAUGACUCCUGUCUCCCAGAAGUGGUUGAAAGAAUGUGGAACACAAGCUGACAAGUUGACGUGACUAGAGGAGGAUCUAUACUUAAAGAUAUUCCUUUCCAGUUCACAAGUGGUCCUGUUGGUUACGCUGUCCUGUUACGCGCUACACUCAAGGCUGGAUUUGACGUGGGAGUCGGGGAAAAGGAAUCGGAUUUGCGAUGGGUGCCUUUAUUGACCCCGUCGCUCACACGGGCCAAUUUGUGUUUGACGAAAAAGCACCAUGUGAAGUGGAACUCAAACAGAAGGUCUUUGGCGACGUUGGAAUUUUUGUUUCAGCGUCACUUGAAAUUGGCAACAAAAUAAAGUUCGACUCAGGCCCAUCGCUUUACGUAACCUUCUACACCGUCAACAUUGCUGAUGAAUGCGUCAAGACAUCAUUGAAGCGGGCCGUGUAUGCUGAGAUUGAGCCUACUCCUGCUCCUGUUCUCUCUGCGAGAGCAGGAGCACGCUCGACUCCCAUUCAGGAAGACGUAAAGCCAACAGCUACGUCUGGGGCACUAUCCAGUCAACCUCCUUCGUCUACUCCUGAACCAACACAAGCCAUUACCAGUACCAUUUACACACCAGAGGCGAUUUCCAUCACCUCUUGCAUGACGACUAUUCCUGGUUACUAUUGUCCACCAGAAUACGCCAUUCCAAUUGUCCAAACCUUUGAAGUCAUUCAACACGUCGUUGUGUACCCGCUUGGCGAAAAUUCUACGCCAACUACACUUCCAGAUCCUGGACGAGAACUCAUGGUUCGCAAUUUCCCACGUACAUUAUCGCUUAGGGACCCUUAUUCAUUCGCGUACCUCGAAAUCCCAAUCGUUAAUCGGAUUGUCCCUUAUGUUACUUCCAUUGAAAAGUUUGAGGCAAUUAGAGUGGCUUCCGCGCCAACAAGCGUGCCGGCCAUGAUCCACCCAUCCGUUACACCUUCUGCUGCUGCCAGAGGUUCAAAUGGAACGACAUCCUUGAGCAAUCCUUCAGUUGCAAUCGCCACCCCUAGUUCUCCCUCGGCUAAUUCAAGCUCGGGACCUUCGCCUAUUUCGACACAAGCUUCUAGUGCUGGCACAUUGGUCGCUUCCUCGCUUAUGAUGAGUUUCGCAGGAUUGUUCAUGGGCCUUUUGAUUUGA